Molecule: messenger RNA, 1377 nt
Organism: Phragmites australis (common reed)
Lineage: Eukaryota; Viridiplantae; Streptophyta; Magnoliopsida; Poales; Poaceae
Product: probable xyloglucan endotransglucosylase/hydrolase protein 28
Exons: 4
Coding region: 283-1290 (335 amino acids)
Biological process (GO): xyloglucan metabolic process; cell wall biogenesis
Cellular component (GO): cell wall; apoplast
Molecular function (GO): xyloglucan:xyloglucosyl transferase activity; hydrolase activity, hydrolyzing O-glycosyl compounds
Source: RefSeq, a predicted model, not a curated record
GGCCAUUUGUUUAUCAGACAUCCCCUGCUACCACCUCUGCACAAUAUCUACACUAAAAUCUGUGGGUCUUAGACAGAGAGAGAGAGAGAGUUGCUUGAUUCACCGUGAGAGACAGAGCGGGAGAGCUGCAACUCCCCACCAAUAGUACGCUUUGCAAGUUGCGGCGAGCACGAACCCCAAGGCAAAACCAGGCGGAAGCAGCAAAACAGAGCAUCCGAAAGCAGGACUGCAGGAGCAACCAGCUGCUCCGUUCAAGAGCCAGAGGGAGAAGCACAGGAAGCCAUGGCCCAUCCCUUCUUCCGCCUCCCUUUGCUCCUCCUACUCCUGGUGGCGUCCCCGCGCGUCAGCGGGCAGGGAGAGGAGGAAACAGCGCUCGCCGUGGCGGCGCGGCUGUUGCCCCGGCUGGCCGCCUCCUUCGGGGAUGGGUACAUGCAGCUGUUCGGCGGCUCCAACCUCGCGCUCCACGGCGGCGGCGGCCAGGUCCGCAUCGCCCUCGACGAGAGGACAGGUGCUGGAUUCGCGUCGCGGGGCGCGUACCUUUACGGCUUCUUCAGCGCCAGCAUCAAGCUGCCGGCCGACUACACUGCCGGCGUCGUCGUCGCCUUUUAUAUGUCGAACGGCGACGUGUAUGAGAAGACGCACGACGAGCUGGACUUUGAGUUUCUGGGGAACAUCAGGGGGAGGGAAUGGAGGGUGCAGACCAAUGUGUAUGGCAACGGCAGCACGUCGGUCGGCAGGGAGGAGAGGUACCGCCUGUGGUUUGAUCCGACGGAGGACUUCCACCGGUAUGCCAUCCUCUGGAGCCACGACAGGAUCGUAUUCUACAUUGACGAAACGCCGAUCAGGGAGGUUGUGAGGACCGAAUCCAUGGGUGCUCAAUUCCCCUCCAAGCCAAUGUCACUCUACGCAACCAUUUGGGACGGCUCCAGCUGGGCCACCUCCGGAGGCCGCUACAAGGUGGAUUACAAGUACGCGCCCUUUGUCGCGGAGCUUGCCGACCUCACGCUGCAUGGCUGCGCCGUCGACAGCUUGACCUGCACACCGGACAAUGUUAGUGUCCAUACUACGGUGGCAAUGUCCGGCAGGCAGCGGUCGGCGAUGAAGAGGUUUAGGACAAAGUACAUGACUUACAGUUACUGCUACGACCGUCUCCGGUACUCUAGGCCUCAGCCAGAGUGUGACGUUGGUCCUGAGGCCGAGCUGUUCCUCCCGACCGGCGAGGCGACGUUCAUGGACCGCCAUGGGCGGGGCAAGCGCCACCGGCGUGGUUCAGUGGAUUCAGCGCUCUGACAAUAAGGAAUGUACAAUGUUCUUGUGGCAUUCUCAUCGCCAUAUAUAUAAUUGGCUCAUGCAUUGGAUGAAAGAUUGUACUGCACC